This is a messenger RNA of Oryctolagus cuniculus (rabbit), 4862 nucleotides long. RefSeq names its product VPS54 subunit of GARP complex (gene VPS54). The record is from RefSeq and is a predicted model, not a curated record. Gene Ontology annotation, cellular component: GARP complex. Gene Ontology annotation, biological process: retrograde transport, endosome to Golgi; Golgi to vacuole transport. Gene Ontology annotation, molecular function: syntaxin binding. Lineage: Eukaryota; Metazoa; Chordata; Mammalia; Lagomorpha; Leporidae.
CGAGCGGGUCUAUCAGACGAGGCACACGCGAUCCGCGUAGAGGCCAGGCUCCUCAGGCGCCGGGCGCUUCCUCCGGCCCGGGCCGCGGCCCUCCCGCCCCGGCGGAGCCGCGCGGUGGAUUGUGGGCUGGGGGCUGCAGCGGCCUCGCGGCAGCCUCCGGCGCUAUCUGCCCGGAGCCGAGCGGGCCGACCAGGGCCUGGCCGGCGGGGCAAAGGCGAGGCAGUGGAGCAGGGAGCAGAAGCGCUAGGGGCUGUGUUCGCAGCGCGGCGGCGGCUCCCCUGGAGGCCGGGAAUGUGGGAGAGGCGGUGGCAGCAGCGGCGGAGGCGGCGCUGCGGACCCGGGGGAAACUGCUGGCUGACAGGACACCCGGGAGAGACGUGAGGGAGUCGCCGCUGCCUCCUCUCACCUCCGAGCGGAGCUGGGCUCGAGAGGGCGGCCCUGUGCUUCCCGGGCCGACCGGCCAGCGGGCGCAGGGCAGGAAGCCGGGCUCGGGCUCGGGCCCGGCCGGGCUCCGGGCGCCCGGCAGCCGCGGAGCAGCAGCCUCGGCGCGACGUGGAGGGCUGGAGGCGGCGGCGAUGCACUAGGCCUCGCUCUGGGGCGGCUGCCCGGGACCCGCAGUUGAGUGGUGAUUUUAUGCAAUGGCUUCAAGCCACAGUUCUUCACCAGUGCCUCAAGGAAGCAGCAGUGAUAUUUUCUUUAAGAAAGAGGUAGAUCCAUCAAAACAUAUUCGACCUGUGCAGUCACUCCCCGAUGUGUGUCCCAAGGAACCCACAGGUGAUUCAAGUAGUUUAUGUGUUGCCCCAUCUCUAGUUGCAGAUCAACAUAGAUGGACUAUAUAUCAUUCCAAAGUAAAUCUCCCAGCAGCAUUAAAUGAUCCUAGAUUAGCAAAAAGAGAAUCUGACUUCUUCACAAAAACAUGGGGAUUGGACUUUGUGGACACUGAAGUCAUACCUUCAUUCUACCUCCCACAGAUCAGCAAGGAACAUUUUACAAUUUAUCAACAGGAAAUUUCUCAGAGAGAGAAGAUUCAUGAGAGAUGCAAGACUAUUUGUCCUCCGAAAGAUACCUUUGACAGGACUCUUUUACAUACUCAUGAUAAAUCCAGGACAGAUCUGGAGCAAGUACCUAAGAUUUUUAUGAAGCCAGAUUUUGCCUUGGAUGACUCCUUAACUUUUAAUUCAGUUUUACCGUGGUCUCAUUUUAAUACUGCUGGUGGAAAAGGAAGUCGUGAUGCAGCUUCCUCAAAGUUGCUUCAAGAAAAGCUGAGCCAUUAUCUGGAUAUUGUGGAAGUAAAUAUUGCUCACCAGAUCUCUCUACGUUCAGAAGCAUUUUUUCAUGCAAUGACCUCUCAACAUGAAUUGCAGGACUACCUCAAGAAAACUUCCCAGGCUGUAAAAAUGCUUCGAGAUAAAAUUGCACAAAUUGAUAAAGUUAUGUGUGAAGGAUCACUACACAUUUUAAGACUGGCACUUACUAGAAAUAAUUGUGUUAAAGUGUUCAAUAAACUGAAGUUAAUGGCUACUGUUCAUCAGACUCAGCCUACAGUGCAGGUGUUAUUAUCUACUUCAGAAUUUGUUGGAGCAUUGGACUUAAUAGCAACAACACAAGAGGUUCUACAGCAGGAACUUCAGGGCAUUCACAGUUUCCGGCAUUUGGGAUCACAGCUCUGUGAACUAGAGAAACUGAUAGAUAAAAUGAUGAUUGCAGAAUUUUCUACUUAUUCUCACAGUGACUUAAAUAGACCACUGGAAGAUGACUGUCAAGUUUUAGAAGAGGAAAGACUAGUGUCUCUUGUAUUUGGACUGUUAAAACAAAGGAAACUUAAUUUUUUAGAAAUCUAUGGUGAAGAAAUGAUUAUUACAGCAAAAAAUAUCAUUAAACAGUGUGUGAUUAAUAAAGUUUCACAAAUAGAGGAAAUAGAUACAGAUCUUGUUGUGAAGCUUGCAGAUCAAAUGAGAAUGUUGAAUUUUCCCCAGUGGUUUGAUCUGCUAAAAGAUAUUUUCUCUAAGUUUACAAUUUUCCUCCAGAGAGUUAAGGCAACAUUAAAUAUCAUUCACAGUGUUGUUCUCUCAGUUCUUGACAAAAACCAAAGGACUAGAGAAUUGGAAGAGAUUUCACAACAGAAGAAUGUUGCAAAAGAUAAUUCACUGGACACAGAAGUGGCUUAUUUAAUCCAUGAAGGCAUGUUUAUAAGUGAUGCAUUCAGUGAGGGUGAAUUAACAUCUAUAGCAGUUGACACUACCUCUCAAAGAAAUGCAUCUCCAAGUAGUGAGCCAUGCAGCAGUGAUUCAGUAUCUGAACCAGAAUGUACUACUGAUUCUUCAUCCAGCAAAGAGCAGACAUCAUCAUCUGCUACUCCAGGAGGUGUGGAUAUUAUGGUCAGUGAAGAUAUGAAAUUAACUGAUUUAGAGCUAGGAAAGUUGGCAAAUAAUAUCCAGGAAUUAUUGUAUAAUGCUUCAGAUAUAUGUCAUGAUCGAGCUGUCAAGUUUCUCACAUCAAGAGCAAAGGAUGGUUUUCUUGAGAAACUAAAUUCCACGGAAUUCAUAACACUUUCUAGAUUAAUGGAAGCAUUUAUUUUAGACACUGAACAGAUUUGUGGAAAAAAAAGCAUGUCAUUACUUGGAGCACUUCAGAGCCAAGCUAAUAAAUUUGUGAAUAGGUUUCAUGAAGAGAGGAAAACCAAGCUAAGCCUCCUCUUAGACAAUGAGCGGUGGAAGCAAGCUGAUGUUCCUGCAGAAUUUCAGGAUCUUGUUGAUUGUAUAUCAGAUGGAAAAAUUGCUUUACCUGAAAAAAAAUCAGGAGCUACAGAAGAAAGAAAACCAGCUGAAGUUCUGAUUGUUGAGGGACAACAGUAUGCUGUUGUUGGAACUGUACUGCUGUUAAUAAGAAUUAUUCUUGAAUAUUGCCAGUGUGUGGAUAACAUCCCAUCUGUUACUACUGACAUGCUUACUCGUCUGUCAGAUUUAUUGAAGUACUUCAAUUCAAGAAGUUGCCAGUUAGUUCUUGGAGCUGGUGCACUGCAAGUUGUUGGACUAAAAACAAUAACUACAAAAAAUUUGGCUCUUUCUUCAAGAUGCCUACAGUUAAUUGUGCACUACAUUCCUGUGAUCCGGGCUCAUUUUGAAGCUCGACUACCACCUAAGCAAAGUAACAUGCUUAGGCAUUUUGAUCAUAUCACUAAGGACUAUCAUGAUCACAUAGCUGAAAUAUCAGCUAAGCUUGUAGCGAUAAUGGAUAGCUUAUUUGACAAGCUGUUGUCAAAGUCCCGGUUGCUCCUCUUCCAGUCCAGCUCUCUGCUGUGGCCCGGGAAGGCAGUGGAAGAUGGCCCAGGUCCUUGGGCGCCUGCACCCACGUGGGAUACCAGGAGGAAGCACCUAGCUCCUGGCUUUGGAUUGGUGCAGCUCCAGCCAUUGCAGCCGUUGCGGAGUGAACUAGCGGAUGGAAGACCUCUCUCUUUCUCUCUCUCUUCCUCCCCCCACCCCGGUCUGUAACUCUCUCUCUCAAAUAAAUAAAUAAAUAUUUUUUAAAAAUCUGUGCAAAAACUUGCACAUGAAUGUUCAUAGCACCAUUAUGCAUAAUAGCCAAAGAGUAGAAAUAACACAAAUGUUCAUUACUUGGAUCACUGGGUAGAUAAAAUGUGGCAUAUUCAUACAAUGGCAUGUCAUUCAGCCAUGAAAAGAACUGAAUAUUGAUAUAUGCCAUAACAUGAAUGGAUUUUUUUAAAAGAUUUAUUUAUUUACUUGAAAGGCAGUUACAGAGAGGCAGAAGCAGAGAGAGAGAAAAAGGGGUCUUCCAUCUGCUGGUUCACUCCCCAGAUAGCCGCAAUGGCUGGAGCUGAGCCGAUCUGCAGUCAGGAGCUAGGAGCUUCUUCCAGGUCUUGGCACGUGGGUGCAGGGGCCCAAGGACUUGGGCCAUCUUCUAUUGCUAUCCCAGGCCAUAGCAGAGAGCUGGAUCGGAAGAGGAGCAGCUGGGACUAGACCCGGCACCCACAUGGGAUGCCAGCACUUCAGGCCAGGGUGUUAACCCGCUGCGCCACAGCACUGGCCCCUCCAAAAAAUUUUUUUAAAAAUUUAUUUGAAAGAGUUACAAGAGGUGUAGGGAGUGGAAUGAGUUUAAUUUUCAUAUGCUAGUUUACUGGGCAAGUUUCCACAAUGACAAGGGCUGAGCCAGACUGAAGCCAGGAGCUAGGAGCUUCAUCUAGGUCUCCCAGGGGGAUGGCAGGGGCUCAGCCACUUGGGCCAUCUUCUGCUGCUUUCCCAGGCGCAUUAGCUGGGAGCUGGAGUGGAAGUGGAGCAGCCAGAACACUAAUGAGUGUCCAUAUGGGAUACCAGUAUUGCACGUGGUGGCUUUACCUGCUGUGCUACAAUGCUGGCCCCUGAAAAUAUUUAUAAAUUAGUGGCUAUACUUGUAUAAGUGUGAAUUUACUAAAAACCAGCGAGGUGUUCACUUUAAAAGGAUGAAUUUUAUGAUGUCUAAGUUGUAUCUCAGUUUGCUAAUAAAAAAUAGUAAGAGGAUAUUUGGUAUAUUUCUAGGUUGAAGGAAGACAAACCUUGAGUGAUCAUAUUUGCUUGUCUUAGACCAGUCGCAUGGUGACUUCAUGAUUUUGUACAACAGUGUAUUGAAGCUCAUCAUAUUUUAGUAAACUAUAUAAAAUUAUUAUGUUUAAAAUAUAUCAAAUUUAUCUUGUAAGUAGAAAUUGUACGUGACUUAAGCUAUCUGAAUUCUAAAAUGUAAGCCAAAACAUGAUUAUUUAAAUUUUACUGGUAUACCAGGUAUAAGAAGAGUAAAAUGAAUUCACCUGAAUUUAGAUUAGAAUGUGUAAUAUAAAAUGUUCCUUAAAAAAAAAAAGCCUCCUUUAUCUU